Messenger RNA from Marchantia polymorpha subsp. ruderalis, 2596 nucleotides. The record is from the annotation of a GenBank genome assembly. Lineage: Eukaryota; Viridiplantae; Streptophyta; Marchantiopsida; Marchantiales; Marchantiaceae.
GCGAGAUCUCCUGUCCGCGGAACGUCCUCUGGAGGCCCUCCCCACCACCACCACGGGCUCGUUCUCUCUCGCUCGCUCGCUCGCUCGCUCGAGCAUUAAAUCGCAGCGGCCGCUGCGUCCGACUCCGCGCCCUGGCCCCCUUCUUCUCUCCGUGGCCUCUGCUCUGCUCGGCUCGCUGCGCUCCGUCCCUGGCCUGCGGGAUUGGGCGUGUGAGGUGUGGAAGCGAGAGGCGAGAGAGAGAGAGGUUGAGGUUGAGGUUGAGAGGCGUAAGCCGGUGCGAUCUUCGUAGAUAAGGGAGUGCGAAUCGGGCGGGCAUUGCUUAACAGUCUUGCCCUGCACUUGUGCUCGGAGGAUUCCCGCACCGAGCUUUAGUUCUGAAUCGAGGAGGAAGAGAAGGGGAGGGGCAGGGGAAGGGGAAGGGGAAGGGGAAUCGUAGCAGGGCCGGGCCCCGAUGGCGGGCACCAUGUUGGCUCAGGGCGGGAGGAUGUCGGUGUCGUGCGCAGCGCCGGCUGGAGGAGUGGCUCUGCCCAGUUUGCGGUCGUCGAAAUUCGGCGGUGAUGUGUCGGCGUUUCGGUGCAGAAAUGUUGCCAAAGGCAUGAAGCUGAAGCAGCAGGUUGUGCGUCCCGUGGGCUUGUUCCCAUCGUCCGAGGAUGGGUUCGGGUUUCUGAAGCGCUUCCAGAGGCCGAGGACCGUGGAGGCCAAUGUGGCGGUGCCCACUCGAACCUUGGUCAUGCCGGAGGAGAAAGAGGACGACAGCUUCGACGCCUCUGCCCCUCCUCCCUUCACCCUCAGCGACAUCAGGGCCGCAAUUCCCAAGCAUUGCUGGGAGAAGAAUGUCUGGAAGUCCAUGAGCUACGUCGUCAGGGAUGUGGCCAUCGUGUUCGGAUUGGCAGCAGGUGCUGCGUACCUCAACAACUGGUUCGUCUGGCCGCUUUACUGGUUCGCUCAGGGCACGAUGUUCUGGGCUCUCUUCGUCCUGGGCCAUGACUGCGGGCACGGCAGCUUCUCCAACAACAAGGCGCUGAACAGCUUCGUCGGUCACCUUGCUCACUCGUCCAUCCUCGUUCCCUUCCACGGCUGGAGAAUCAGCCACCGGACUCACCACCAAAAUCACGGUCACGUUGAGAACGACGAAUCAUGGCACCCACUGACAGAGAAAAUGUACAGGGACCUCGAUGGGGGAAGCAGGACAGGGCGCCUCACCCUUCCGUGGGCCAUGUUCGCAUACCCCUUCUACUUGUGGGGCCGCAGCCCAGGCAAGGAAGGCUCGCACUACGAUCCCAAGAGCGACCUCUUCGUCCCGAGCGAGAAGAAUGAAGUCCUGACCUCCACGGCCUGCUGGACGGCGAUGGUGGCUCUGCUUCUAGGAUUGACCGUGGCCGCCGGGCCGAUGUGGAUGCUGAAGCUGUAUGUCGUGCCUUAUUGGUUGAAUGUGGUGUGGCUGGACGUGGUGACGUACUUGCAUCAUCACGGCUAUGACAAGAAGGUGCCCUGGUACAGAGGCGAGGAAUGGAACUACAUGAGGGGUGGACUGUCGACGAUCGACCGCGAUUACGGUAUCUUCAACAACAUUCACCACGACAUCGGCACCCACGUCGUCCACCACUUGUUCCCUCAGAUUCCCCACUACAAUCUGAUCGAAGCCACCGAAGCUGUGAAGCCCGUCCUCGGGAAAUACUACAGGGAGCCUGCCAAAUCCCCGGGACCUUUCCCCACGCACCUUUUUUCUACCCUGUUGAAGAGUUUCGAAGAAGACCACUAUGUAAAGGACGAAGGCAAUGUUGUGUUCUACCAGAACGACCCUCCCCAAUAAGCUGCGCCACCCUGAGGACUCGUGCUCUCCACGGGUUGGGCCAUGUCAAACUUGGGCAGUAUCGAGAAAUGGCGUAUUAUGCGUUUGAUGAGCACCCAUUGUGCAUCUGGUAUUGUACAGGAGACCGAAAGCCAUUUUUACGAGUAUGGUACAGGUGGCUGAGCUCCUCAGGAGUUGUUCUUCUUUGUCGGAGUAUAUUCAAGCGCACAUGUCUUUUGCUGUCAUUGCUGUCUAUGCGGGAAGCUGUACUGAGGAAUUUGUCGAUCACCAGCCCGGUGAAAGAGGGGGCGUCUCGAGGAUUGGACGAGCGACGAAACACUUUCCAUGGUUCUCAUUGUUCGUUGUAAAUGCACUGUCGGGAAGAAAGUUGUUUUAGCGAGAGUAGAAAGUGCGAAGGUGGUCUUGCCAUUGUAGGUUUUCGAAAUUGAUGAUUUAUCUCUGCGCUUUGCAGAAAUUGUCUUCUGAUCUUCUCUCGUCAUCAGAAAUUCUUAGGCCAUGAUUGUGGAGGAGCCCUGUUUAUCUUUGUCAUAGAGUAUCUCUGGGAGGAGAAUUACGUCCUUCACAGCCGUAACUAGGAUUAGGUAGGUUGCAAGCUGGUGAAUUUCAGCUGAAGUGAUGCAGCUUUUUCAUUUAAUGGAGAUAGGGUAGCUCUGGCAGCACUGGUUCCGAAGGGGGCUGGAAAGGACCGGAAGGGUUACCCUCUCCAGCUGUAUCAUGUAUUAUAAAGACUAAAUUGGCAAUCUGAGGCCAGUCUCUAUUUUUUCCGAAACUGCCUCUCUCUGA